UAUAUAUUUUUUUUUUCUGGUGGUAAUGAAAAUGGCUCCGCAGAAUGCUGACUCGGAAUCUAUGCAAGUACAAGAGUUACCUGUGCCCCUGCCGAACCCACAGAAACCUGGAAACCGGGAGACCGAGAACCGAGAUGAGACCAUCAGUGAGGGGUCCAUAGACCGAAUCCCCAUGCGCCUGUGGGUGAUGCAUGGGGCGGUGAUGUUUGGCAGGGAGUUCUGUUACGCCAUGGAAACGGCAUUGGUCACACCCAUACUGUUGCAGAUUGGCCUUCCGGAGCAGUACUACAGUCUCACGUGGUUCCUGAGCCCCGUCCUCGGCCUCAUCUUCACACCACUCAUUGGGUCAGCAAGUGACCGCUGCACCCUGAGCUGGGGCCGCCGGCGGCCCUUCAUCCUCGCUCUCUGUGUGGGCGUCUUGCUUGGCGUAGCACUGUUCCUCAACGGCUCUGCCAUAGGUCUGUCCCUUGGUGAUGUCCCCAACCGGCAGCCCAUUGGCAUCGUACUCACAGUACUGGGAGUGGUGGUCCUGGAUUUCAGUGCUGAUGCUACCGAGGGCCCGAUCCGUGCCUAUCUGCUGGACGUGGUGGACAGUGAGGAGCAAGACAUGGCCCUCAACAUCCAUGCCUUCUCUGCUGGCCUCGGUGGUGCCAUUGGCUAUGUGCUGGGUGGGCUGGACUGGACUCAGACCUUCCUGGGCAGCUGGUUUCGGACCCAGAAUCAGGUGCUCUUCUUCUUUGCUGCCAUCAUCUUUAUGGUGUCGGUGGUCCUGCACAUCUUCAGCAUCGAGGAAGAGCAGUACAGCCCGCAGCAGGACCGCAACUCGGAGGAAGCCACUGCCCUGCCCAGUGCUAGGCCUGGCAGCAGCUUGGCCCCCACCACCCGCCUAAAUGCCCUUAGUGGGGGCAUGCAGAACAGCAGCCCUCCAUUCCCUGAUGAGGUACAGUCGGAGCACGAGCUAGCCCUUGACUACCUUGAUGUGGACAUCGUGCGCAGCAAGAGUGACUCCGUGCUGCACAUGCCAGAUGCCACACUGGAUAUGGAACCCGAGCUGCCCUUCCUGUAUGACAUCGAGCCCUCCAUCUUCCAAGAUGCCUCCUAUCCCAGCACCCCCCACAGCACCAGCCAAGAGCUCUUGAAGGCCAGGCUGCCCCACCUGUCCACCUUCCUCAGGGAAACCACCAAGGAGCAUGAUACCUUGCUUGAUAAUCACUUGAAUGAAGCUAGAGUCCCAAAUGGAAGUGGCUCCCCGCUGAGAGACACCCUCAGCAGCUGCACCAGGGUGGACCUGAAGCCCUCAGCCACAUCCAGCUCCAUGAGGCGGCGCAGGCACAUGUUCCGCCGGCAAGCCUCCAGCACCUUCUCUUACUAUGGCAAGAUUGGGUCCCACUGCUACCGCUACCGUCGGGCCAAUGCAGUGGUCCUGAUCAAGCCGUCCCGCAGCAUGAGUGACCUCUAUGACCUGCAGCAGCGUCAACGGCAACGCUGCCGGCACCGGAACCAGAGUGGGGCUACCACCUCCAGCGGGGACACAGAGAGUGAGGAGGGUGAGGGUGAGACCACUGUGCGCCUGCUGUGGUUGUCCAUGCUGAAGAUGCCCAGGGAGCUGAUGCGCCUCUGCCUCUGCCACCUGCUCACCUGGUUCUCUGUCAUCGCUGAGGCUGUCUUCUACACCGACUUCAUGGGCCAGGUCAUCUUUGAGGGGGACCCCAAGGCAGCCUCUAACUCCACCGAAGGGCAGGCCUACAAUGCCGGUGUGAAGAUGGGCUGCUGGGGCUUGGUCAUUUAUGCUGCUACCGGUGCUAUUUGCUCAGCCCUGCUACAGAAGUACCUAGACAACUAUGACCUGAGCAUCAGAGUGAUCUAUGUGUUGGGGACACUGGGCUUCUCUGUGGGCACAGCUGUGAUGGCUAUGUUCCCCAAUGUCUAUGUGGCCAUGGUCACCAUCAGCACCAUGGGCAUCGUGUCCAUGAGCAUCUCCUACUGCCCCUAUGCCCUGCUAGGGCACUACCAUGACAUCAAGGAGUACGUCCACCACAGCCCUGGGAAUUCCAAGCGUGGGUUUGGCAUCGACUGCGCCAUCCUCUCCUGCCAGGUCUACAUCUCCCAGAUUCUGGUGGCGUCUGCCCUCGGGGGUGUGGUUGAUAUUGUGGGGACUGUUCGUGUCAUCCCCAUGGUGGCCUCUGUGGGCUCUUUCUUGGGUUUCCUGACAGCCACAUUCCUGGUGAUCUAUCCUGAGGUAUCGGAGGAAGCCAAGGAAGAGCAGAAAGGCCUGUCUGUUCAGCCUGCUGGUGACGGUGAAGGCAGUGACAAGCCCACAGUCCUGAAGCUCUCUCGGAAGGAGGGUCUGCAGGGCCCAGUGGAGACCGAGUCCAUGGUCUGAGCUCCAGCUGACACAUUCCACAGUGGAGACGGGAGGGGAGGCUGCCGGCCACUGGCAUUGCUGGUGGUUGUGGGGGCAGCAGAUCAGCCAGUGCUUCUUCUCCGAACCCUUGAAGUUCAGUAGUUGUAGGGUAGGUUUGAGCUAUUAGGCAAAAUUAUCACACUAAUUACUUUUUCCACAAUUAAAAAAAAUCAUUUGAAAUCUUUUUUUAAUUGAAAAAUCUUUUAAUUUCAACUGUCUUAUUCUGCAGGUAUAUUAUUCUGCAUGUUUUUACAUUUUAAAACAUUUACAAUAUAGUCAAGUAAUUUAGAAAAAAUGGGAUUUUUGCAUUUCUGAAAUUAUAAUGAAAAUGCAAAACCUCUGAUGUCCUGGGUAUAUGUAGUCUGGGCACUCCAGACAAGAGCAGUGUAGUCAGUGAGGAGAACACCCUUCCCAGGUAUCCCUCUGGCCACCCACAGGUUCAUGGAUGCCCCUCAGAUCUUGUCAUGUUCUGUUGGUGCUGCCGCUGUUGGAGAGUAUUUUUCUUUAUGAUUAUUUUAGACAAAGUUUUUUUUCCUUUUUUUUUUUUAACUACUGUGGUUUUCUUAGAAGAACAGCAUCUCCUUUCCCUCAGAGAGUUUGACACGUCAUGCCCAGUGGCAUUGUGCGCAGGCACAGCCACACACCAAAGCUGGGGAGGGCCCUGAGGUGGCUGUGGGCAGGAAGGCCAAGGGCAUGACGUACACCAGUUCCUGGACAACCUGAACUCUCAAAUCCAGUGCUGCUGGAUCACCUACCUGUGUGAGCAUGUCUGCGUCCAGACCCUGCCCGGUCAUCCAUGCCUGGAGCUCCUCAGCCCAGUCCCCAGGCUCCUCACCGCACUUUGUCUCAUCUAAGCCUAUGCUGGAGAUCCGCACAGAGUUCCAGUCCCGCUGCAAGGCUACCUCGAGCGUGGUGGACAGCAGCCUCCAAGCAGGACAUGGAGGCUCAGGCAUCCCUCACUGCUGUGGCCAGAUGUGCUUGCUGGAACCUGUCUGAACUCAGCGACUUUCUUGCCUGCUCACUCACUCACCACUGGGAUUAGAACCAACACAGAGAGAAGCAAGCAUCUGGGAAAGGAAGGCCCUGACCAGUGGUGUUCUGGUUCCACACCCAAGCAAACUCAUCAAAUGCUGCAGCUGUUUGAAAAUGUUUUUCAAACCACAAUCUCUUUAUUUGAAACUAGGCAGUCUCUGCUCUUCUUAUGUGAAAUGGUCAGUCUAAGCUUUCUGAGAUCAGGAGGAAGAAGCUCUGCACAUCACACAGAUGGAGUCAAGUCUUAUCAUAAUUGCUGCCUCAAGUCCAUGUUUUUUAAAUAAAGU
This is a messenger RNA of Fukomys damarensis (Damara mole-rat), 3723 nucleotides long. It is a transcript of the gene Slc45a4, whose product is annotated as solute carrier family 45 member 4. The record is from RefSeq and is a predicted model, not a curated record. Gene Ontology annotation, biological process: transmembrane transport. The transcript has 7 exons. The coding region runs from base 26 to 2383 and encodes 785 amino acids. Gene Ontology annotation, cellular component: membrane. NCBI's taxonomy places the organism in Eukaryota, Metazoa, Chordata, Mammalia, Rodentia, Bathyergidae. Gene Ontology annotation, molecular function: sucrose:proton symporter activity.